Messenger RNA from Colletotrichum costaricense, 237 nucleotides. RefSeq lists its product as uncharacterized. Bases 1 to 237 code for a protein of 78 amino acids. The transcript has a single exon. NCBI's taxonomy places the organism in Eukaryota, Fungi, Ascomycota, Sordariomycetes, Glomerellales, Glomerellaceae. The record is from RefSeq and is a predicted model, not a curated record.
AUGUCAUCUAAACGCGCAAAAAGCAGCCAAUCACUAUCCGUCGCAGUUUCGCAGUUUCGCACAAUAAGAUGGUGCAAGAUGCUAAGAAAACCAGCCAACGAGAGUGUCUCAAAAGACUCGACCAUUAUCCACUUUAUAUGCAGCCGCCAGUCAAUGCCCAACCAAGGGAUGUGGACACUUUUCUUUUCGUUCUUCCAACGGGGGGAAAUGAGGCGACCCCACAGGCUGAGUCGGUGA